Messenger RNA from Suillus clintonianus, 283 nucleotides. RefSeq lists its product as uncharacterized. Bases 32 to 196 code for a protein of 54 amino acids. The transcript has 2 exons. Lineage: Eukaryota; Fungi; Basidiomycota; Agaricomycetes; Boletales; Suillaceae. The record is from RefSeq and is a predicted model, not a curated record.
GCUAGCAGCAGAAACACGACUUGUCACCUCCAUGUUCCCCAGUAUCUACUACCUGCAUUGCUACUGGUUGCCGUUGCCGUUGCGUAUUGGGUUGUUGUGUAUUAGGCUGUGUAUCGGGCUGUUGCGUAUCGAGCUGUUGUGUAGCGUUGGGGUCCUGUGGAUCAUCAUCGACAUAUUCAGCACGUAUAAUGUCUGAAUCAUCAUCGGGAGGAGCACCCGCUGCAGCGUUACGCUUUCGACCCUGCGCAAAAGGAACUUCGACGACGGGUGGUGCUAUGUGAUC